AUGCCAAGAAAAGAAUCAGCAGCAUUGGGAAAAAAUAUUUUAGGUUUAACUUUAGAAGUACCAAAAGAAUCCGUUGAACAUAAUCAUAGUGAAAAUGGUAUUCCGGAUGUUUGUAUUGAACGUUUACAAGAAGAAUUUAAACAACUUGAUUGUACUGACAAACAAAAAGAUCGAAUGGAAGAAUUUUUUAAUUCAAAACGUGCUAUUGGAGAAUUAAAACAUGAUGAUCUUGUUAAUAUAUGUGAAUUAGGUCAAGGUAAUGGAGGAAUUGUUUGGAAAGUUCGUCAUAAACCAACAGAUAAAAUAAUGGCGAGAAAGUAUUGUUCAUUUAUCAAUACUGAUUAUAAUUGGUGCAAUUGGUGUCAUUGGUUUUGGAAUUCUCUUUCACCGGGAAAGAGCAUUUAUUUGGAAGUUAAACCAGCAGUCAAAAAUCAAAUUGUUCGAGAACUUAAAGUACUUCAUCAAUGCAAUUCACCAUAUAUUGUUGGAUUUUAUGGAACAUUUGCAGCUGAAGGUCAAAUUAAUAUUUGUAUGGAAUAUAUGGAUGGUGGUUCAUUAGAUUUAAUUUUGAAGAAAGUAAUGCGUAUUCCAGAACAUAUUCUUGGUAAAAUAACGGUUGCUGUUCUUCGUGGUUUAAGUUAUUUAAGAGAACGACAUCGUAUUAUGCAUCGAGAUAUAAAACCAUCAAAUAUUCUUGUUAAUCAUCAAGGUGAAAUAAAAUUAUGUGAUUUUGGUGUUAGUGCACAAUUAAUUGAUUCAACAUUACAAACAUUUAUUGGUACUCGUUCUUAUAUGUCUCCUGAAAGACUUGAAGGUGCAAAUUAUGGAAUAAUGAGUGAUAUAUGGUCAUUAGGUCUUUCACUUGUUGAAAUGGCUCUUGGUCGAUAUCCAAUUCCACCACCAUCAACAAAAGAUAUUGAUGAUUUAUUUAAGCAAGAUCCAAAUGGAAAUCAACCUCGACCAGAAGGAUUUGGAUGUUAUAAAGUAUUAGCAAUAUUUGAAUUAAUGGAAUGGAUUGUUAAUGAAGCACCACCAUCAUUAUCACAAACACAUUUUUCUCCUGAAUUUUGUGAUUUUAUUGAUCGUUGUUUGAAAAAAAGUACAACAGAACGAGCUGAUUUAAACACACUUUUACAUCAUCCAUUUUAUAAACGAUAUGAAAGCGAAAGUGAUAAUCAAGAUGUUGCUUCAUGGAUACGACAAAUAUGUAAAAUAGAUCAAUAUCAAAUAAAUGAGAAUAAUUAUCGACGUUGUGCAACUUAA
Messenger RNA from Rotaria sordida, 1263 nucleotides. The record is from the annotation of a GenBank genome assembly. Lineage: Eukaryota; Metazoa; Rotifera; Eurotatoria; Philodinida; Philodinidae.